CUUGGACGCGCGUGGGUAUAAAUUAACGACAGCGUAUAUGUGUCGUCACGUUGACUCGACACUGGGGUAAACUUCCACCAUGGCUUCUAAGCUGUUUAUUUUCUUGGCUGUAUGCGUGGCAGUGCAGAGCACCGCUGCAGCUCCCGCCCCUGGCAUCAGCGACUGGUUCACCCAGGUGGGAAAAAUCUUAGAGGGCUUCUACAAUGUCAAGAAGAACAUGACGCAGCACGCCAUAGAGGGUGCCGAGAAGACGUGGCAGAGCAUGGUGGACGUCGCUCAGCAGGAGGCGCAGGAGGUCGCCUCGUGGAUACAGAACGCCUACAACGCUUCAACCACUGCCUGGAGCAGCAUUCAAGGGAAACUUCAGGAUGCCACGCAGAAGGCAGUGUCGUCCGCACAGCAAGCACUGAUCUCCGCCGGGCAGCAGAUCUCGCAAGAGGCGUCCCAGCUGGUGCAGGAAGCGGCCGCCAACCUGCAGAGCGCGGUGAGCUCCAUCCCCAGUAAGACCCAGGAGGCCUUCCAGACGGCCAUGCAGUUCGUGGAGCGUGGAGAAGCAGCCCUGCAGCAGCUCCAGCAAGCCAAGGCGAACGCCGCCAGCGCCGUCAUCCAGAGCAUCACAAAGUCGCUCCAGCAGGGCCUCCAGAACGUCAGGUCUCUGCUCAAUAAGGCGUCCGCCGAAGUCAACAAGAGCACCAGCUAAGUCAGCGACUUGUACAGCAGUAACUCCAGCUCCUGCGUACAAAGAGCUGUACUCAUGUAGCCGGUGUCGCUAAUAUUGUAUUCGUGGUGAUAAAAUAAAUCCUAUGAUCAAACAACUUGAAAAGUGGGAGUGCCUUUGAUUGAAGGCAUGAAAGGUGAACAUAUGUUACUUAAACAGUUACUCAUUCGAAAAAGAAAAUAUUAUGAGCAAACUCUGGACACGAUUUCCGAUGUUACGGUUAAGGAUUUGUUAGUAAAACUGUCGGUGAUUCGAAUAAAAAUACUGAAAGCAA
Molecule: messenger RNA, 992 nt
Organism: Schistocerca piceifrons (Central American locust)
Lineage: Eukaryota; Metazoa; Arthropoda; Insecta; Orthoptera; Acrididae
Exons: 5
Coding region: 80-700 (206 amino acids)
Source: RefSeq, a predicted model, not a curated record